Messenger RNA from Grosmannia clavigera kw1407, 828 nucleotides. RefSeq lists its product as uncharacterized. The record is from RefSeq and is a predicted model, not a curated record. Gene Ontology annotation, molecular function: arylformamidase activity. The transcript has 2 exons. NCBI's taxonomy places the organism in Eukaryota, Fungi, Ascomycota, Sordariomycetes, Ophiostomatales, Ophiostomataceae. Bases 1 to 828 code for a protein of 275 amino acids.
AUGGCGGAAAAGCUGCAAUACGCCGUACAUCAGUACGGCUCACAACACGAGCUUCAGCGGUUGGGUGUCUGGGAGGUAGACACCAAGGACACAACGAAGCCAUGGGUCGUAUACAUCCACGGAGGCGCAUGGCGCGAUCCGCGCAUUCUCCUAGAGACGUUUGUGCCGACGAUUGACGAGCUGUCGAGGCAGGACAAGUACGCCGGCGCGAUGAGGCGGGUAGCCGGCUUUGUCUCGCUAGACUACCGCCUGAGCCCGCAUCCAGACCUGCCACAAGACCCGGCUGUGACGUCGCCGCGACAGUUCCGCAACGCCCAGCACCCGGACCACCUGGAUGAUGUGCGCCAGGCGAUGGCGUUUCUGCAGACGAGGUACAGCAUGGGACGUCGCUACGUCCUCGUGGGACACUCGGCGGGCGCGUGUCUGGCCCUGCAGCUGACAGCCAGUCCGGGUGGCGUGGCACUGCCGCAGGCCAUCAUCGGAGUUUCGGGCAUCUACGACCUCACGGGCAUCAACGAGCGGUCGGGCGGGUCGUACGGCGGCUUUCUCACGGGCGCGUUUGGCGACGCCAGCACGUGGGACCCGGUGGCUCCGCGGACCUGUUCGGCCGACUUUGCCGUAGCGCUUGCGGGCUGCUCGGUGUUGUUGGCACGGUCACAGGACGACGAGCUGGUGGACGAACCGGAAAUCGACAACAUGGCUGAGCGGCUGCGGGCCGAUUACUGCUCGCCAUCGGUCUGGAAGGAUCUCCGGGGACCACACGAUUCCUGCUGGGAGGAGGGCAAGGAGCUAGCGCGUCUGAUAGCAAGGCUUUUGGAUGGAUGGUAG